AAAAUUUUUUUAAAAAGGGUAAGAAGAAAGAAAGAAAAAGCUUGUCCAUCGUCAUCAUAGAUACCAAAGUAAAUGGCCCAACAACCAAAGCUCCCUGUUGUUGAUGUGAAAUAAACCCUCACAACAAUAAAAUUGUUCCAAUACUAAAAUCCAUCAUCAUUUUUAGCAAACUUUCCAUCAUCUCAGCAGAGAUGACACUGACACCAUAAAUCAUAAAUGCAUGAUUAACCUUCCUACCUCCCCCUCCAAUCUUCCAUGAUUCAUUGAUUCUUGAUAGUUCUUCCUUCCCCCAAAUUCCAUCCUACCGCCGGUCUAAGGUAACAAAAAAAAUGGCGGAUUUUUUCCUCUGUGCCACUUUCCUCGGUCUCCUCGCCGUCAUCCAACCACUCUACAGCCUAACGGCCGCCCCUGCAGCCACCGCCAGCUCACCGUACCUUUCCGCUACAACCCUUUUCCAGAACUACGAAAAGAUGCUCACUUCUUUCAAAAUUUACAUCUACAAUACUCCGCAAGAAAACUCCGUUAGCACUUUCUCAGCCCAGCCGAUUUCUCUCUUCUAUAGCUCCCUAAUAAACAGCCAAUUUAUCACUCAAGACCCAGAACAAGCUCAUCUCUUCUAUAUUCCUUCCCCUCCGGACAUCUCCGCCCGUUCAGGAGCGCGUAUUGUCAGAGAAAUCCGAACAAAUUAUCCUUACUGGAAUCGUACUUUGGGUGCCGACCAUUUCUUCGUAGCAUCCAACGGCGUUGACUCUUCGUCGGACCGAAACGCCGUCGAGCUGAAGAAAAACGCAGUUCAAAUAUCCAUCUUUCCGACAACCUCCGGUAACUUUAUUCCCCACAAGGACAUUACCUUGCCGCCGUUGAAUCCGUCUCCGCUGGCUCUAGUUGACGAAGGUCCGGCAACAAAAACGCCGUCGUACCUGGGUUUCAUGGUCUGGGAUGAUAAUAAUAAGAGAAAAGUCUCUUCGUCUUUGGUCAACGAAAUGAAGGGAGACGAUGAAUUCAGAAUCGAAUCAGAACCGUUGGAUCGUAUCAACGUGAUUAAGAGCAGCAAGUUCUGUUUGUUUGCGUACGAAGAAGGGGACCUGACGUGGAUGGUGGAGGCGAUGGCUAUGGGGUGCGUGCCCGUGGUGCUCGUGGACCAUCCGAUUCAGGAUUUGCCGUUGAUGGACGUGUUGAGAUGGUCCGAGAUGGCUUUGGUGGUGGCGACACGUGGAGGGGUGAGGAGGCUGAAGGAGGUGCUGACUGGCGUUGACCAAGUCCGGUACCAGAAAAUGAGGGAACUGGGAGUGACGGCCAGCCGGCAUUUGGUGUGGAAUUUGGAACCACAGCCGCAUGAUGCUUUCCAUAUGGUGAUGUAUCAGCUUUGGCUCAGACGGCAUACCAUCAGAUACGGCCGGAGGCAGUGGGACUAGAUUUUACUGGAUUGUAGAGUUUAUUAAUUUGUGUUUGUUUUUUUCAAAAAAUUAUUAAUACUAAUAAAUUAUGUGAUUGUACCCAUUCAAAUAAUCUACAUUGUAUUUAGACUAUUUUUUUUAAACAGACCUUAUUAGUAUAAGGUUUUGUUCAAGUUUGAAAGUUAAUACAAAUGUAAUCUAGCUCAAGUUUUUGGCGUAUUCAUUUUUUUUAGCUGUAAAAUGUGAUCAAUUAGUACGCAGACACAAUUGUCCAAAAUCAUCCAUUAUCGAGCAAAAGUAACGUUAUUCAGAAAUUAUUCUCUGUUGUACCACGUAGGAUUGUGCAGCCAGAUACAAUAAUAGGGUAAAGUAGUAAUUUUAGAGGGAGAAAAAUAAUUUUUAUGGGAGUUAUACCACUAAAAUAAUAGGUGUUAGUACUUGCUGCACAAAAAAACUGUACCCAAU
Molecule: messenger RNA, 1862 nt
Organism: Oldenlandia corymbosa var. corymbosa
Lineage: Eukaryota; Viridiplantae; Streptophyta; Magnoliopsida; Gentianales; Rubiaceae
Source: the annotation of a GenBank genome assembly